Molecule: messenger RNA, 784 nt
Organism: Daphnia carinata
Lineage: Eukaryota; Metazoa; Arthropoda; Branchiopoda; Diplostraca; Daphniidae
Gene: DCTN3-p24
Exons: 5
Coding region: 69-617 (182 amino acids)
Biological process (GO): cytoskeleton-dependent cytokinesis
Cellular component (GO): dynactin complex
Source: RefSeq, a predicted model, not a curated record
UGUGAACGGGAUGGGAGGUGCCUGUAGGUAGUCGCCCGCCGGAGAUAGUUCAGAGAUAACAAUUAAUAAUGAGUACCGAACUAGAUUUAGUUGAAAAGAGAAUCACACGAUUAGAAAAAUUUGUUCUAGGGCAGGGUGCUAGUGAGCAUGGUGAAGAGAAGCUUAUAGACACAUUAUUGGGAGUCUCCGAAAAAUUGGCCAGUGUUGUUUCAAAAAACGAGAAAGUUUCCUCUGCGUUGAAAAGAGCUGAUGAAGUAAAAAAAUAUGCUGAUCCUCUAUUUGCUGAAUGUGAUGGAUUCGUUUCUGACAAUGUCAAGCUUCAACUCCUUCACUCUAAAGAAGGGGAUAUAAAAGAUGCACUUGGACACCUCCAGAAAUUAAAUGCAAUUAAAUCGGUACUUGACAGUCAAGCAAUUAAAGAUGUUCCUCAUCUAGAAGAUAAAAUUAAUAAAAUUUCAUUACACCAAGAAACCCAAGAAAAAAAAGUAUUGAGUCUCUCUGAUGAUACAUGUGCACUAAUAAAAUACUACAGCAAUUUUGUUAAUGAUGUUUCACAGAAAUUGGCUGAGAUUGAGAAAUUGGUUCACAUCAUAGAAGUGCAGUCAGUGAAACAGUGAAAUAUGAUUCCUUUGGGCAAUUUCAUCUGUUUGAUGGAAUUUUGUCCAUAAACAUAACUGUUCCCUAUGUAACAAAUUUAUUUUCUUUCAUCCCUUAAAUAUCUUAUGUUUGCUAAAAACAAAACACAAGCAAAAUAAAAAUGUAAACAAUACACAGGAAACCAUCA